GUUGUCGUCGCUCAUACGCAACGUUGGUCGUGCGGCACAGAAGUCUGAAGCACACACUGAGCUGCUGACUGAAAUUUUUAGCACAGUUUGUUGUUGUUAAGCUAAACGCGUGCGUUACGUUUAUGUGUGUGCCAGUGUGUGUUCGUGUGUGUGUGUGCUAGUGAUUUGAAAAAUUAUCAACUGCAUAGAAUAGAAAAUUUUUGAAAAGUAUAAAAAAAAAAAUUAUGCACAGCCAGCGCGUAAUUUGCCAAUUGAGCGUAUUUUUAAACGCAUUUUUCUAAUUUAUAAAAAGCGCGCUGCAAAAAUUGUGUUAAUUCAAAAUAACGCUGAGGCCAAAAUAACAAACACAUAUCGCUUUGGCAUUUGGCAUAAAGUAACUGAGAAAACAAAGUGAGCAUUAAACUAAAAAUAAAAUGUCAGCAGCGCUAGUACAAAAAUCAAACAGAGAAACGAGAACGAAACUGAAAGGCAACUUACAACAGCAAACUGAGACGACAGAAGAAGAGGGCGUGGCACAAUUGGCGAGCAUAUCGCUGCUGCUGCAAUACGAUAUUGAGGCACUAAUGGAGAGCAGCAGCAACAACAACGACGACGACAGCCAAGUCAAGGAUAUGGACAACAAUUUGGCGCAGAAUGUGGAGCUCGAAGUGGAGCGAAUAGUGGCAGGCAAGACGUGUGCGCUGCCGCAAUCCUUUAUGCCGCCCACGCCGCCAGCCACGCCCAAUUUGCAGAACACAGCGCAGAAACGUUGGCGCAUACUGGCCAAAGUGCUGCGCAAGGAUUCCGAGGAGACAGUGAGCAGCUCCAGCGAUGAGUUCAGCGAUGAGCAAACUGCGUCCGUGCGUCGCUUCAAAAGUUUCGAUCUGCUGCGCCAGGACAGCUUCGAGGAUCAUGUGAGCUUGAAGUGCUUGGGCAAGACGGAGAACUGGUACAAGUAUCGCAUGCAGCUGGAGCAGGAGUAUUCGGUGAAUAUACAUCACAUGGAGCGCCAGCUAACUGCCAACGAUCUCAUGGGCUUCAACAAUACGGGCAACAUAUGCGUCUGGCCAUCGGAGGAGGCGCUCACAGCGCUCGUGCUGUCCGAUCUGAGCAGCUAUCGCGGCAAAUGGAUACUGGAGCUGGGUGGUGGCUUCACCUGCCUGGCGGGACUUAUGCUGGCCAAGUAUGCCAAACCGUAUGCUGUGCAUCUAACCGAUGGCAAUGAGAUUAGCGUGGAGAAUGUGCGCAAGACCGUUUGCCUCAACGAGCUGAGCUGCUACACCAAAUGCUCCGUGCUCAAGUGGCAAGAGGCAGCCGCUCGCCAGCCCACAGAGCAGGCCAAGUUUGAGUUCAUACUCUGCGCCGACUGCUUGUUCUUUGAUGAGGCGCGCUCCGCUUUGGUGGAUACCAUUUGGUAUUAUUUGGCGCCCAAGGGUGUGGCGCUCAUUAUGGCGCCAAGACGUGGUCGCACUUUGAAUGUAUUUCGCGAUGAGUGUGUGGCACGUGGAUUUUGCGUGGAGCUUGCCACGCGCUAUAAUGAAACCAUUUGGCAGCGUCAUCUGCAGCUGAAGGCCGACUCGGCGCUCUAUGAUGAGGAUCUGCAUUAUCCGCUGCUGCUGCAGCUGUGCAAAACGCAUAGCUAGAGUUGAAGCUCGGUUGGGGGGGUGGGGUACACGGGUUUACCAGGCAGUAGUUUCAAUUAACAUUUAGUCGAAUGUUUAUUUCUUAGUUCGUAGCAAGCAAAUUCCAAUUUACACCUAAACGAAACACACACAACAACAACAAAUUCCUCCCUUAAAUUUAGCUGCGCAUAAAUUUGUUUAACAACAAAAUGUA
Molecule: messenger RNA, 1815 nt
Organism: Drosophila busckii
Lineage: Eukaryota; Metazoa; Arthropoda; Insecta; Diptera; Drosophilidae
Product: calmodulin-lysine N-methyltransferase
Exons: 2
Coding region: 414-1622 (402 amino acids)
Cellular component (GO): cytoplasm
Molecular function (GO): calmodulin-lysine N-methyltransferase activity
Source: RefSeq, a predicted model, not a curated record